Symbiodinium sp. CCMP2456 is the source of this 669-nucleotide messenger RNA. The record is from the annotation of a GenBank genome assembly. Lineage: Eukaryota; Dinophyceae; Suessiales; Symbiodiniaceae.
AUGGCAAGUGGCGACCCUGUUUUAUGGGCUGCCCAGCGCCAGGCCAAGAUUGCGGCAGCCAGGGCACUCCGAGAGCAGCACAGAGAUGGCCUGACCGAGCAACACACCUUCCAUCCCAAGUGUUUACCUCGGCGCCCGCCUUCUGGCUCUGCAGAGCGAGAGACUCCAGAGACUCAGAGCCGUCCUCCCCAGAAGGCCUGCCUCCCACCCCGCCGUGUGGCCCGCGCCUCGUCGCGUGGGGCAAGUCCUAGCCUUAGUCGUCUUCCAGACGCACCGGAGGGCCCCAUAAGGCUCCCGAAAAGCGAAAGCAGGACAGAAGGCUCUGGAGGCUAUGCGCAUGGGAAUGUGCUUCCCAAGCCUCCGAAGUGCCGGGUCCGCGGCCCAAGCCCAAGCCCGAUCGCGCAGCCCAAAGACGAAAUGAGCCGCAAGACUUCCUCCCCACGGCGCCCGCAGCCUCCUCGCUGGGUUGAGUCGAGGCACUGCAAGCCGAGCGAAGCAAUUCAGGGCGGCGUCCCGGCUGAGGACCAGGAUCUUUGUCUUUCCCUGCUUGGCACCUCCCGCUUCAUUGCCGAAGACGAAUGUGAGGCUGCGGGUGUGCUGGAGGCCAGCUUCGAGGCGUCCUCGAAGCUUGUCUGCUUGGACUCCAGUGCCACCUGGGAAGAUCCCUGA